AGUGUAUACAGUUUGUGCUAUAGUGUUGACAACCGGGUAUAAUAAGAGGAUUUUCAACUACUUUCAAAAAAUGGGUUAGUCUGCUACUGCCGUGACCUCGUAGUUCGUACACCAGUUUUAAAGUUUUAAGGCAUCAGAGAUCCGCGGGUUCGAUGUCUGUUCAGACCACAUAUACAGACAAAGGAAAAAAGCCAGAGCAAGGCAGAUUCGUUUCAUUCGACCAUUUAACGUUUUGGGUCUCCAACGCUAAACAGGCUGCCAGUUACUACGUUUCACGGUUCGGAUUCGAACCCGUAGCUUACGCCGGCUUGGAGACUGGUUCGAGACAAACGGCGUCAUACGUAGUACGACUCAAUAAGAUCACGUUCGUGUUGCAAGCUCAAUAUGACCCAGUGGAGACGUCUUUCAACAAGGAGGUAGCCAUCCACGGUGACUUCGUGAAGGACAUAGCAUUCGAAGUGGAGAAUUUGGACUACAUAGUGGAAUAUGCGAAGAAACAGGGAGCGGUCGUGGUGAAAGACAUUUGGGAGGCAAAGGACGAAUUUGGCUCUGUCCGGAUGGCUGUUUUGAAAACUUACGGAGACAAUACUCACACACUAGUGGACAGAUCAAAAUAUAAGGGAGCAUUCCUACCGGGAUACCAAUCACUACAAACCGAUCCUAUCAGUAAACAUUUGCCUAAAGUAGAGAUAAAUUUCAUUGACCAUGUAGUGGCGAAUCAGCCAGACAAUCAGAUGGAACCGGUUGGAUCGUGGUACGAACGUUGCCUGCAAUUCCACAGAUUCUGGUCAGUGGACGACUCACAAAUAUUUACUGAAUACUCUUCACUACGGUCUUUGGUGAUGGCUAAUUGGGAAGAGAAUGUUAAAUUACCCAUCAACGAACCCGCCGAAGGCAAGAAGAAAAGUCAGAUUCAAGAGUACGUGGAGUACCACGGUGGGCCAGGAGUGCAACACAUAGCUAUCAACACUGAAGACAUUAUCACUACUAUUAAAAAUUUGAGAGAACGCGGAGUGGAGUUCCUGACAAUACCUUCUGUGUACUACAAAAUAAUAAGAGAGAAGCUCCAACACAGCAAAGUACGAGUAGCUGAAAGCAUAGAUGAAUUAGAACGUCUACACAUACUUAUAGAUUAUGACGACAACGGCUACCUCCUCCAGAUAUUCACGAAGAACACUCAAGAUAGGCCCACUCUGUUCUUAGAAGUUAUACAGAGGAGGAACCAUAACGGCUUCGGUGCUGGUAACUUCAAAACUCUGUUCGAAUCCAUAGAAUUGGAGCAAGCAAAACGUGGCAACUUAUAAAAUAUCCUACAUAUUUACUCUCAGCUAAAAUAACAACUUAACGUCUUUCGUUUGCUCAGAAAUUCAGAAUAAUUCAUUUUCUUUGAAUUUAUAGGCAUGUAAAAUACAGUUACAAAAAUUGUCCAACUCUAUUUGAUUUUGAUUUGAUCGACUAUGGAAAUUUGACAUAUUUGCUGCUGUGUGUAUUUACGUAACCUGGGUUGCUGCUGUGUGUACCAACUGAAUACAUAAAGUAUUCAAUACCAGCAUAACAUUUAUGCGAAAAAAAUGGCAAAAAAAAAUAUUGAUGACAUUGAGAUUUCUUAAGCUAGUGUCCACUAGAUACAGGAGUUGACUCGUGCAAGCGACAUCUAAUGUAACUCUCACGCAAAUACACUUUGCAAGUUUUGGUAACCGACACCAUUCUACUAGACCCGCACGUAUGUCCGAUAGAAAAAUUGCACUCUAUGGAUUCGUUACUGACUUCUAUAAGAAAUUGCAGUCACUUGCCUGCCAACGGACAUGUACAAUAAAUGGCACAUCACAUUAAUCUAACUGACAAAUCCUAUUUAAUUAUAAACCUUAUUGCGUUGAAAUUAAAAAGAAAAUGAAGUGUGGAUAUAUGCCAUUUUGUAUUGACCUUAACUAAAAUACUAAAUAAUUAGUGAAAUCUUUCUUAUUAGAGAUUUUUAUAUUGUCAUUGUAUUUAUUUAAUCUUUCAUCUUUUCUAACGAACAAUAUUAUUCUAAUUUAGUAUACUAUUUAUAUUGUCAGUUGUUAAGCUAAAUUUGUUAA
Molecule: messenger RNA, 2078 nt
Organism: Diatraea saccharalis (sugarcane borer)
Lineage: Eukaryota; Metazoa; Arthropoda; Insecta; Lepidoptera; Crambidae
Source: the annotation of a GenBank genome assembly